This is a messenger RNA of Gilbertella persicaria, 864 nucleotides long. RefSeq names its product NADH-ubiquinone oxidoreductase. The record is from RefSeq and is a predicted model, not a curated record. Lineage: Eukaryota; Fungi; Mucoromycota; Mucoromycetes; Mucorales; Choanephoraceae. Gene Ontology annotation, biological process: aerobic respiration; mitochondrial respiratory chain complex I assembly; electron transport coupled proton transport. Gene Ontology annotation, molecular function: NADH dehydrogenase (ubiquinone) activity; 4 iron, 4 sulfur cluster binding; quinone binding. The transcript has 6 exons. The coding region runs from base 91 to 711 and encodes 206 amino acids.
GGUUUAAAAUAAAAAAGAAAGCAAAAACAAAACCCCCUUCUCAUUAAAAAAAAACACAUCACUCUCCCCACUCUAUUCAACUCCAUUACAAUGGCUACAUCUGCACUUGGAUUACAGUUUGCUAAGAGAGCUAUGACCUUGUCUGCUCCCAAGACCUUGGCAACUACUUCACAACGCUUUAUGUCAACCGAAGUUGUCAGAAACAUUGAUCAAAUCAAGGAUAUUACAGUGACUCCCAACAACAAAGCAGAAUUCGUUUUGUCUACAGUUGAUCGUGUUGUUAACUGGGCUCGUGAAGGUUCUAUUUGGCCCAUGACUUUUGGUUUGGCCUGUUGUGCUGUUGAAAUGAUGCAUUGUUCUACCCCUCGUUAUGAUCAAGAUCGUAUUGGUAUCGUUUUUCGUGCCACUCCCCGUCAAUCUGAUAUCAUGAUUGUCGCUGGUACUUUGACCAAUAAGAUGGCACCUGCCUUGAGAAAGGUUUAUGAUCAAAUGCCUGAACCUCGUUGGGUUAUCUCUAUGGGUAGUUGUGCUAAUGGUGGUGGUUAUUAUCACUACUCUUACUCAGUUGUCCGUGGUUGUGAUCGUAUUGUUCCUGUUGAUAUUUACGUUCCUGGUUGUCCUCCCACUUCUGAGGCUUUGCUUUACGGUAUUUUCCAACUACAAAAGAAGAUGAGAAGAACCAAGAUCACACAACUUUGGUACAGAAAGUAAAACUAUAUUAAAUAAAGCAAAAAUAACUCCACCUAUCAAAAAAUAAAAAUAGUCUGGCAAUAACUUUAUUUAGUUUACACACUCCAAAGUCAGAUUGUUAUACAUAAACAGAGGUAGCCUAGUUCGAUCUCUUUUUUUUUUCUUUCUUUCUCU